Messenger RNA from Paralichthys olivaceus (Japanese flounder), 1047 nucleotides. RefSeq names its product B9 protein domain 1 (gene b9d1). Gene Ontology annotation, cellular component: MKS complex. NCBI's taxonomy places the organism in Eukaryota, Metazoa, Chordata, Actinopteri, Pleuronectiformes, Paralichthyidae. Gene Ontology annotation, biological process: cilium assembly. The record is from RefSeq and is a predicted model, not a curated record.
GCAGCUCGCGCGCGCUCUGGUUCGGUUUUGGACCAAGCGGGCACCCGUAGAGGGGAGGCAAGCGUCGCCCUAGCAACGGACGAGGCUAACGGGCUAGCAUCGCGAUUGUGUCAAACCGAUCGGAAUCAUCCGCGCGUCAUUUAUCGAUUUAUUGAUCAAACUCAGCUGUCAUGGCCGCGAGCGACCCGUCCGUGUUUCUGCUGACGGUGAACGGUCAAAUCGAGGGGGCGAAUUUUCCAGAGUUCGACAACCUCUACUGCAAAUACUGUUUCGUCUACGGACACGACUGGGCCCCGAUCUCAGGGCUGGAGGAAGGCAUCACUCAGAUAACCUGUAAAGGCAGUCAGGCCUCACAUAGAUUAAUAUGGAACUUUCCACUGGAAACGACUUUUAAGAGCACGAACCCAUCAGGAUGGCCUCAGCUGGUGGUGAGUGUGUAUGGUCCAGAUGUGUUUGGCAACGACGUCGUCCGGGGCUACGGAGCAACACACAUCCCUUUCACCUCCGGACAACAUACAAGGACCGUCCCUAUGUUUGUUCCUGAGCCCACAUGGAGACUUCAGAAAUUCACAAGCUGGCUGUUGGGAAGGCGGCCGGAGUACACAGACCCAAAAGUUGUGGCUCAGGGCGAAGGCAGAGAAGUGACACGGGUUCGAUCCCAAGGCUUCGUCACCGUCUCCUUUCACAUCAUGACUAAAGACAUGAAGAAACUGGGUUAUGACACGGGGCCAUCGAGUCUUGAGAACAAACGGCCAGAUGCAUCUGCCUGGUCGACAGAAGAACAAACCUACAGAGUGUAACAACACAAGACUUUGAGAACUUUGUUCAUUUUGGGCCCUCAAGGAUGCUUGGUCCUCCACGAACACAACAACACAACCCCCACUGUCUCCGUUUGUAAAGUGCAAUGCCACAGUCACCUCAGUGACAAGAAUACAAGAGGUGAAAGAAACACAAUCACAAUCACAGUCACACUAAUGUUUUCUAGUAAAAUGAUAGUGGAUACAAUUUUAUUUGAUAAUUUUCAAAUUUAGGCUGUUUCCAAAUAUU